Molecule: messenger RNA, 1252 nt
Organism: Zingiber officinale
Lineage: Eukaryota; Viridiplantae; Streptophyta; Magnoliopsida; Zingiberales; Zingiberaceae
Product: GEM-like protein 1
Exons: 4
Coding region: 1-1053 (350 amino acids)
Source: RefSeq, a predicted model, not a curated record
AUGCCAUUUCCAAAAACUGUGCGUUCUAAUUUUGAGCUGCCAUUUAAGGCGUAUGAAACGAUUGCGCGGUCAGUAAAACUGUGGGGGGCAGCGCACCGCCUUGUCGCGUUCGUCGUUAAAUUUGGGAUCUCGGUGACCGCGUCACCAAGGAAGCGGCGAUUUCAAUCCUCAACCAAGCAAUUUGAUCCGAUCGAGAUGGAUCUAGCCUCGGAUCGAGCCGGCAAGCCGCUCGUGGACGGCGGCAGACAACCGCCAGGCGCCGCCCCACCACCACCACCUCCUCCUCCUCCCAAUUCUUCUGAUUCCGCCCAACCGCACUCCCACCCGCAUUCUGACUCUACGCAGGCGGUGACCUGGAGCAGCGAUUUGAAUAGGGGGACGCCCCCCUCCGCGCCUCCUAAUGGUGAUGCUCCUGCCGCCCCUGUCCGGACCCGUCACAACCCCGAUGCGAAUCCCUCGCCGGCAGACUACGACAACAAAAAUACCAUGGAGACGGUUAAGAACGUGCUUAGCAGAUGGGGGAAGAAAGUAGGAGAGAAAGCAAAGGCCGCUGAGGCCUUCUCAAGAGAUACAUGGCAACACUUGAAAACAGGACCUAGCUUGGUUGAUGCAGCUAUGGGAAGACUCGCUCAGGGUACCAAAGUUAUAGCAGAAGGCGGUUAUGAAAAAAUUUUCCGACAAACUUUCGAUGCAUUUCCUGAUGAGCAACUUAUAGAUUAUUUUGUUUGCUACCUAUCAACAUCAGCUGGCCCAAUAAUGGGAGUCCUUUACCUCUCUACUGCAAAACUUGCCUUUUCUAGUGAUAACCCUCUUCCUUACAAAUCUGGACAACAGACUGAAUGGAGUCAUUUUAAGAUUGCAAUUCCCUUACAUCAACUGAUGUCAAUUGUGCCCUCUAUUAGCAAAACAAAUAGUGCUGAAAAGUAUAUUCAAAUAGUCUCGGUUGACAAUCAAGAAUUCUGGUUCAUGGGAUUUCUGAAUUACGACACUGCUGUGCACCGUUUGCAAGAAGCUUUGCGCGAUAUGCAAAAGGAAACAUCAACUCGACGAUAGAUCCAGAUGUUCCAACCAUGUUACUUUUAGUGGGGCAAUAGAUUCAGGUGUUUCUAUGGCGCAUGUCAAUAUUUAUUUACUUUGUUCAUGUAAAUGCAGUUAACAAUUGAUUUGUGACCUUCAAACUUUGCUUCAUGUCAAUUACAUGUUGGUUUUACACUCAAUUAACUUUGUUUUCUUGUUCAAUCUUUCUUUUUCA